AUGGAGGUGAGGUUCCCCCUUAUCCUCUCUUUCUCUUCACCGCAGGCAGCCCCUGACCCCCUUGGAUUCGAUUUGGCAGGCCGUGUGCAGGCGGGGAAGGACAGCAUGGCGCGCCUGGUGCGCGAGCUCGAGGGCGCCGGCCUGCUCGUCGAGCCCGUCCGCGGCAUCCCCGCCGAGUUCAUCAAGCUGUCCGCGCCCAUGGGGAUUCUGGGCAUAGCCGCUUCUGAGAUGCAGAUGAAGAAGCUUAACUACAUCAGUAACUCAACUAAUGCACCAAGUGUUUGA
Molecule: messenger RNA, 285 nt
Organism: Triticum turgidum subsp. durum (durum wheat)
Lineage: Eukaryota; Viridiplantae; Streptophyta; Magnoliopsida; Poales; Poaceae
Source: the annotation of a GenBank genome assembly